This is a messenger RNA of Mustela lutreola (European mink), 510 nucleotides long. RefSeq names its product zinc finger protein 670-like. The transcript has a single exon. Gene Ontology annotation, biological process: regulation of DNA-templated transcription. Lineage: Eukaryota; Metazoa; Chordata; Mammalia; Carnivora; Mustelidae. The coding region runs from base 187 to 456 and encodes 89 amino acids. The record is from RefSeq and is a predicted model, not a curated record.
GGCGGGGCGAUACUCCGCAGUCACUCCGCGGGAGGUUCUGGCCCCCGCCAUUGUUGGGAUCGGGGGGGGGGGGGGGUCCCUGUCCUUAGAGCUUCCAGGUCGCCCUUCCCGGGUUUCUGUCUUUCUUAGACCUGUCCCUUCCUCGAAAUCGUAGGCAGAACGCCGGGAGACCCCGGAAAGCUAGAGAUGGACUCAGUGGCCUUUGAGGAUGUGACUGUGAAGUUCACCAUGAAGGAGUGGGCUCUCCUAGAUCCCUCCCAGAAGAAACUCUACAGAGAUGUGAUGCAGGAAACCUUCAGGAACCUGGCCUCAAUAGUUUGUGGUUCAGAGGAAAAAUGGGAUAUCCAUGACAGUGAAGAUCAGAAUGAAAAUCAUGGGACAGAUCUAAGCAGUCAAAUGGUAGAAAGACUCCAUAAAAGCAAAGAAUGUAGUCAGUAUGAAGAAAUCUUCAGCUAGAUUCCAUAUCAUAAUCAGAAGAAGAAAAGUCCUACCAGAAUAAAACUACGUAAA